Messenger RNA from Ochotona curzoniae (black-lipped pika), 1959 nucleotides. It is a transcript of the gene ACSF2, whose product is annotated as acyl-CoA synthetase family member 2. The transcript is spliced from 16 exons. Gene Ontology annotation, molecular function: medium-chain fatty acid-CoA ligase activity. Lineage: Eukaryota; Metazoa; Chordata; Mammalia; Lagomorpha; Ochotonidae. Gene Ontology annotation, biological process: fatty acid metabolic process. The record is from RefSeq and is a predicted model, not a curated record. The coding region runs from base 42 to 1871 and encodes 609 amino acids.
CGGGACGCGGGGCGAAGAGAGACAAGGCUGUCUGCGUCGGGAUGCUGCGCCUGGGGAGGCUGUGCGCCGGCAGCACGGGAGUACUGGGGGCACGGGCCGCCCUUCCUCGGGGUGGGCAGGACGCGAAGCUGCAGGGUAUCCGUCCGCUCAGUUCCACAGAGGUGGAUCACAAAGCACCCUUGCCAAUUGGAGGUUUCAGCUAUGUUCAAGGCUACACCAAGUUUCAUCUUGUCAACAAGACCGUGGGCCAGUGUCUGGACGACACAGCAGAGAGAAUCCCGGACCAAGAGGCCUUGGUGGUCAUCCAUGAAAACAUCCGGUUGACCUUUGCCCAGCUCAAGGAGGAAGUGGAUAAAACUGCUUCUGGCCUUCUGAGCAUUGGCCUCAGCAGGGGUGACCGGCUGGGCAUGUGGGGCCCCAACUCCUAUGCCUGGGUGCUCAUGCAGUUGGCCACUGCCCAGGCGGGCAUCAUUCUGGUGUCUGUGAAUCCGGCCUAUCAGGCCAUGGAACUGGAGUACGUCCUCAAGAAGGUGGGCUGCAAAGCCCUUGUGUUCCCCAAGCAAUUCAAGACCCAGCAAUACUACAACAUCCUGCAGCAGAUCUGCCCAGAGCUGGACAAGGCCCAGCCAGGGGCCCUGAAGAGCCAGAGGCUCCCAGAUCUGACUACAGUCAUCUUAGUGGAUGCCUCUCUGCCGGGGACCUUGCUCUUGGAUGAUGUGGUGGCAGCUGGCAGCACGCAGCAGCAUCUGGCCCAGCUCCGGCAUGCCCAACAGUUCCUGUCCUGCCACGAUCCCAUCAACAUCCAGUUCACCUCGGGGACGACAGGCAGCCCCAAGGGGGCCACUCUCUCCCACUACAACAUCGUCAACAACUCCAAACUUAUUGGGGAGCGCCUGGGAAUGCCUGUGAAGAUGCCGGAAGAGAAGCGUUUGGUCCUGCCCAGCCCCUUGUACCACUGCCUGGGCUCAGUGGGGGGCACCAUGGUAUCCAUGAUGCACGGUGCCACCCUCCUCCUGUCCUCGCCGAGCUUCGAUGGCAAGAAGGCGCUGGAGGCCAUCAGCAGCGAGAAAGGCUCCUACCUGUAUGGCACCCCCACAAUGUUUGUGGACAUUCUCAACCAGCCAGACUUCUCCAAUUAUGACAUCUCGUCUGUUUCUGGAGGUUUAAUCGCGGGAUCACUUGCACCCCCGGAGCUGAUCCGAGCUAUCAUCAAGAAGAUGGAUAUGAAGGAGCUGGUGGUUGUCUAUGGAACCACAGAAAACAGUCCUGUGACCUUCAUGAACUUCCCCGAGGACACACUGGAGCAGAAGGCAGAAAGCGUGGGCAGAGUCAUGCCUCACACAGAGGCCCAGAUCGUGAACACAGAAACAGGGAAGCUGGCAGAGCUGAACACGCCCGGGGAGCUGUGCAUCCGAGGGUACUGCGUCAUGCAGGGCUACUGGGACGAGCCGCAGAAGACCUUGGAAGCAGUUAGUCAGGACAAGUGGUAUCGGACAGGAGAUAUAGCCUCAAUGGAUGAGCAGGGCUUCUGCAGGAUCGUGGGCCGCUCCAAGGACAUGAUCAUCCGCGGUGGUGAGAACAUCUACCCCGCGGAGCUUGAGGACUUCUUCCAUACCCACCCGCAGGUGCAGGAGGUGCAGGUGGUAGGCGUGAAGGACAAGCGGAUGGGGGAGGAGAUUUGCGCCUGCAUUCGACUCAAGAGUGGGCAGACGGUCACGGAGGAGGAGAUCAAAGCAUUCUGCAAAGGGAAGAUCUCCCACUUCAAGAUUCCCCGCUACAUUGUGUUUGUCAACGAGUACCCCCUCACCAUCUCCGGGAAGAUCCAGAAAUUUAAACUCCGAGAGCAGAUGGAAAGGCGGCUCAAGCUGUGAAGGAGGAGGCGGCUCUUUGCCUGCCCCUGCCCUCCCCACCAAUCCCCGGUCUUUGUGAUUUGAAAUAAAGAGCGUCUCUGUUUUCUUG